Molecule: messenger RNA, 3520 nt
Organism: Mercenaria mercenaria
Lineage: Eukaryota; Metazoa; Mollusca; Bivalvia; Venerida; Veneridae
Product: C-type mannose receptor 2-like
Exons: 9
Coding region: 1938-3455 (505 amino acids)
Molecular function (GO): signaling receptor activity
Source: RefSeq, a predicted model, not a curated record
UAAAGGUCACAUCAUGACGGAAUGUUUAUAGGUAAGAACACGUUUGUCUUAAAGGAUCAUGUUAUAUACAGAACAAAACAGUUAAACCGUUAUGCAUAAAUUGUUACUUUGCCAACAUCUUCAAUGCUGCUGAAAGUAAUUUCUUGUAAUUUAACAAACAUUUGCAACAUUAUGUUGUUAAUCACAGUUAAAAGGUUAACCUUAAUCAAAUAAUGGCAUACAUAUUUAUUCAUUUUACGAGUUCUAUCCACGUUUGCAAAGUCAUAAAAAAUACCCUAAAAGGUCUAGAAUUUACGAAUUACCAAAAUCUGUUAUUGGCAAAACAGUAUAGCCGUUGCCGUGCCCUAUCGAAACGUCUGUAAUUUUAUGAAUUGUAAUCAUCCUCUUGAUAAAAUCAUGUCUCUGUGUAGUUACACAUUUUGAAAUAUUGAUAUGUUAUUAAUCCCAUUUCGACAUUUAUGUUUGCUUAAUUAAAUAAAAAGAACUUUUGUUAAGUUUUUCCUUUUUUAAAUAUUUCUUAAAUAACACAAGGCGGGUUACCUGCUUUGCUCAUUAUAUGAGCCGCACCAUGAUAAAAGCAACAUAGUGGCUUUGCGACUAGCAUGGAUCCAGACCAGGCUGCGCAUCCGCGCAGUCUGGUCAGGAUCCAUGCUGCCCGCUAACGGUUUCUCUAAUUGCUACAGGCUUUGAAAGGGAACAGCAUGGAUCCUGCGCAGGCUGGUCUCGAUACAUGCAGGUCGCAAAGCCAUUGUGUUGGUUUUCUCAUGGCACGGCUCUUAUAUUAUACUGUAUGGUUAUAUUUUCUGGUCUUUUGUGACAGUCACAACUGAAAUGUUCUUACAGUUUGUAUGUGAUGAAUAAAAUAUAUUCCUUUGUUUUUGGUGAAUAAGGAACAUAUUUACCCGAGAAUUUUGACAAUUUUAUUACUUUGACAUGAGAUAAAUUCCAAAUAUACCCAUAACAAUUUUUUUUCGUUUAGUGUAAUCGUAUUUUGCUUAAGCUACGCAUUUUGUAACAAUUUAUAAUAUAAGCGAGUGAAACAGCAGCGCGUAAACGAAAAUAACAUGAGGCUUCUUGUAACGUUACAAAGACGUUUACGACAUAACGUUCAAAUUAAUACUUAAUUUAGCAUUUAGCACUUGCAACAUAAUGUUAUAAAGUUUUGGUCAAGUAACAUUAAUUGAAUUGAGAAAUACACAAUAAAGUACAAAAUGCAACCUCAUUUAUUCCCAAUUUACGUGAAAAAGAAAACGGACAAAAGGUCAAGUAACAAGUUGCACAUUUACAUAAAAUACUUCGAUUGUAAAAAAAACUUAAGUUCAUUGUAUCACAGCUUAAUUAAAAAAAAACACUUAUUUUGGUUCAUGGGAAUAUUGUAACGAAAUGUGUCUCCCUAACUGAUUUAGAUUAAUUUUAGUUAAGAUGCGCUGGUUUGCCAUAACAGUUUUCAUUUCCUCUGUGAUCUCUGUUCGCUCAGAUUAUAAAUGUGUCUGCAGCUACAGUAUUGAAACAAAGUGUACUCUAAGGUAAGUCAAAUGAUUCACGUUAUAAAAUUAAGAAUCAAAUUGAAUGUAAUAAUUAAGAAAGAGCGUUUCAUAAAACAAAAGAAAAUGGCAUAAUGUACUUCGACGCUUUACUGUUAAAAGGAUAGACACUAUACAGUCUAACUCGUUAAUUACUGUAUAUAUUGCCUGGCUUCCAUCUAUUUAAACAUCUUUGAGGUUUCUUGUUGUAAUAUCAAGCGAACCCCACAUUGCUAAAUAUUAAUUGAAAUGUAGAUGAAGUGAUUAAGAACGCGCACAUGUCUCAAAUUUUACACGUUAAAUAGGAGGGAAACCUCCAAUGCAAAAUGGCCUACCAAGCUUUACCAAUAAACUACUAGACUAGUAUAAAUUAAUUUAUUUCAGCCUUCACUUGAAGGGAACGUUUUAGGUUAUAUGUACGAAUUUGACUGUAAACCAGACGGAGGACAGUCGUCUGAUGGCAAUUGGUUUUCAGUUGCUUAUGAACAUCAGGUCGGAUAUAUUGCAAAAAACGACCAGCUACAGGUACAGACAUGUAUGGGAAGUGUUCCUGAUGAAGACAAACUUUCUCCAAUAACAAAUACGUCAACUAUUGCACCGACAACCCCGGUUCCAGCAACAACGAAUAAACCUACUACAAUUACAACUAUACCUGCCUCUACCACCACGAUUGAAAGCAUAACAAGUACAAAACAAACGACUACUGUAACAACAGAAAACAUACCUACAAAUGCACCAACAACAGCAGAGGAACCAUCUAUCACUCCGUUUACUGAGGUUACAACAACAUUGCAACCAACCACGGUUUCAUCUACCAUGUCACCAACACAAAAUCCCAAAACGUCAAAUACAUGGCAGUUAACGACGACAAAGACCAUCACUCUGACACAAUUACAUACAAUAACAAAACCUAGCAGCCAAAAGCCAAUAACAAACACAAUUCAAGGUCAUUUAGAAUUUUGUUCAAGUCGAAUCCAACACGCAGCACAGGAAGACCAUGCAAUUCUUGCACAGUUCGGAGAUAACUGUUUUGAAGUUGAUAAAAGCACAGUGUCAUGGUCUCAUGCAGAGUCAAUUUGCCAACAAAAUGGAGGCCAUCUAACUCAUAUUGCUAAUCAAAAGGAGCAGAACUUUAUUCACAACUUUUUGGUCAGACAUCAUAGCCAUACCGUUUGGAUUGGACUCCAUGAUAGAAACUAUGAAGAAAACUUUGAAUGGACAUCAGGUGACUCUGUAACGUACACAAACUGGCAACCUGGACGAAAAAAACACAACCAUGAUGUGCAGGAUUGUGUAUUCAUGUCACCAUCCACAGGUCUCUGGAACGAUAGAGCUUGCGGGGGAGAUACUCCGAAAGAGGAAAGUCACCAGGACCAUCGUCAUGCAUACAUAUGCCAGUUUGGGACGGUUACUGCGACGACAGGAAAUUUAAAUCUCUGUUCGAGUCACCUGCACCAACAAGCUUCGAGAGAUGCAGGGACAUUAGCUCAGUAUGGGCAAAGCUGUUACGAAAUCGUUCCCGAUACAAACAAGACUUGGGGUCAAGCAGAAAGUUUCUGUCAGAACAGGGGAGGACAUUUAGCACAUAUAAGUAAUUCAAAGCAGCAGUCUUUCAUCCAGGGAUUUAUGCAAAGGUACUCGCCACAUCAAGCGGUUUGGAUUGGGCUGACUGAUCAUCAUAGUGAAGGACAUUUUCAUUGGACUUCAGGGGAUACAGCCCACUACACAAACUGGGUACCUAACCACAUUAGCAAUUUUGAACACCACAGUAAAGAGGACUGUGUUGUUUUCAUACCUUACAAGCAUGGCAAAUGGGAUGAUUUACCGUGUGGAAGUACCGUCUCUACACACCACCAUGUCCAAGCUGUUGGAGAGGUCCAUCCAAUCCUGUGUCAAUACAGUACAACUGCAGGACCUCCUUUUAUCGGCUAGAUAUGGCGUGGUUGACUACUUGGUUAUGACAUUGACCUGAAGCAAUAAAAAUACAGUACAGAGAA